This is a messenger RNA of Fukomys damarensis (Damara mole-rat), 1590 nucleotides long. RefSeq names its product bridging integrator 3 (gene Bin3). Gene Ontology annotation, molecular function: protein binding; lipid binding. The transcript has 9 exons. Gene Ontology annotation, biological process: plasma membrane tubulation; actin cortical patch localization; endocytosis. Gene Ontology annotation, cellular component: cytoplasm; actin cortical patch. The coding region runs from base 90 to 851 and encodes 253 amino acids. The record is from RefSeq and is a predicted model, not a curated record. Lineage: Eukaryota; Metazoa; Chordata; Mammalia; Rodentia; Bathyergidae.
UCACUUCCUGGAGACUGGCUGAAUCCGGAAGUGAUCCCCGAAGACUGAGGUGCACCGGGGGAUCCUGACGCCCGCCCAGGUUUAGGAACAUGAGUUGGAUUCCUUUUAAGAUUGGGCAGCCCAAGAAACAGAUUGUUCCCAAAACAGUGGAGAGAGACUUUGAAAGGGAGUAUGGAAAACUCCAGCAGCUGGAAGAGCAGACCAAGCGGCUGCAGAAGGACAUGAAGAAGAGUACAGAUGCCGACCUAGCCAUGUCAAAAUCUGCAGUGAAGAUUUCCCUGGACCUACUCUCCAAUCCCCUCUGUGAGCAGGACCAGGACUUUUUGAACAUGGUAACAGCCCUGGACACGGCUAUGAAGCGGAUGGACGCCUUCAACCAGGAAAAGGUGAACCAGAUCCAGAAGACGGUGAUUGAACCCUUGAAAAAGUUUGGCAAUGUCUUCCCGAGCCUCAAUAUGGCAGUGAAGAGGCGGGAGCAGGCCCUGCAGGACUACCGGCGACUGCAGGCCAAGGUGGAGAAGUAUGAGGAGAAGGAGAAGACGGGACCUGUGCUGGCCAAGCUCCACCAGGCCCGAGAAGAGCUGCGACCUGUGCAGGAAGACUUCGAGGCCAAGAACAAGCAGCUCCUGGACGAGAUGCCGAGGUUCUACGGCAGCCGCCUUGACUACUUCCAGCCCAGCUUUGAGUCCCUGAUCCGGGCGCAGGUGGUGUACUACUCAGAAAUGCACAAGAUCUUCGGAGACCUGACCCAGCAGCUUGACCAGCCCGGCCACUCAGAUGAGCAGCGAGAGCGGGAGAACGAGGCCAAGCUGAGCGAGCUCCGAGCCCUCUCCAUCGUGGCCGAUGACUGAGCUCACCCCCCUCAGACUCCUGGUGCUGGCAGGUUGGGUCCUGUGGUGGCCCCUUCACCUGAGUGCCUUCGUUGCCCAGAGCCUGACACUAGAAGCUCCCAGCAGGCUGCCUCUCCCUGCUCGUGGCCCCAGAGGUAGGUAAGCAGUGUAGAAAAACCCUGGGGACCUUUUCACUUCCAGAGCCGUCCAGGGCAGAGCAAGCUUCAUCCAUUGGAGGCCUGUGUCCUUCGGCAGCGCAGCUGAAGUAAGCUCUGCCUGCAGACAGAGACUGCAUCUACCUCCAGAGGGCCCGUCCUGGGGAUCCAACCCUCUUGCCGCUCUUCACCCCAAAGCAUGGUUUGCUGCCCUGGGGAAUGGGGAGGUCAUGCAGUCCCCUCGCUGGAGCAUGACAAAGGCUGCUCGGGUGCAGGGACAAGCCCCGGGUCGUCUUCAGGGAGCUGGGACUACCCUUCCACACAGAAUGUCAUGUGUCAUUGCACAGGUCUGAGCCAGCACAGAGGGUUUGUUGCACCUGGAUACGUAUUUGGAAUUUUAUUUUUUCAAGUAGAAUUUCCAAUAAAACAUCACAUAGUGUUGUGCUGUAACUUCCAGAGGAGGGAAUGCUGUCACAGCUUCUCCAGGGCCUGUGCCAGGCUUCCUAUGCCCUGCCCACCUUCCAGAGGGCUGGGUGGUGCCAGUAAGGUCACAGGGACGAAGCCAGCAUGGGACAGCACUAGGCAACCCAGAAAAGAAACAGGAA